UGCGUCAAACGAACUUAUAUGCGAACUACGUGUAUAUUUUUGGCCAGGAUUUAGUGCUGUUAAAAAAUUAUCAACAAUGGCGGCAUGUGGGCUGCAGCAAUGCGACUUUAGUUGCCGUGAAGUAAAGUGUUUGGAAUAUACGAAUUUCGAUAUGGCUUUGCACUGCUUUCAGCUUAAUGGGGAACAGUCGAGUUAUCAAGUUUUCAAUGUGAAAUACAUACAGAAAAGCAGAAUGCCUACUUGCGGAUGGAUCGUGCAGUAUAUACCUCGGUUGCCCACUGUUAUUAUUUCAAAUGCUUCCGAUGCUGAACUUAAGAUGGCGUUCGAAGAUAUCACGAAUAAUCGUCCACAGUACACUGAAAUCGGUCAAAAAUGCAUAGAGAACAUGUCAAAUUUGUGUGUUCUGCAAGUGGAAUAUCUCCUGAUGAAUUGUAAUUGCCGUCCCAUAAAGUUUGACACGAAAACGUCUUUAGACUAUACUGGCGCAGAAAAUUAUGUGGCUCCUCCAUUAAAAUUUGUGUCUGUUGAGGAAACGUUUCAGACGAUCAAUCCUAUCACCAUUAUUGGACGAACCUACGAUUUGAUGUCUAAUAUUCCCGAUGGUCUAUCGGUAAUGAAGAAAGCGGUUGAGGAACACAUCUACAAACAGGGAAUGGACGCUCUGGAGAGUUGCUGUGAAACCGCAAUUAAUGAUCCCAAGCUGUACUUCGACACGAUUUUGGACGUACACAGCCAACAUCACGGUUUGGUAUCAAGCACAUUUAAAAAUGAUAGAAGCUUUUUAUCUGCCUUGGACAAGGCUUGUGACAGAUUCAUAAACACAAACGCUGUAACUAUUGCCAGGAGCAAUCCUCUGAAAAGUGCUGAAUUGUUGGCCAGGUUCAGUGACAUUCUAUUGAAAAGGUCAGGCAGAAAUUGGUUGGACAAUGAAUUGGAGGAAGUUCUCAACAAUUUCUUGACUGUAUUUAAGUACAUUCAGGAUAAGGAUGUAUUUCGCGCGUUGUACCGCAUAAUGUUGGCGGAGCGUUUGAUUCAACACACGUCUGCUAGUGACGAAGCUGAGCUGUUAAUGUUCUCGAAAUUAGAGCAGGCCUGUAACUACGAAUAUACUGCAAAGUUGCGAAGAAUGUUUCAGGACAUCGGAAAAUCGAAAGCAUUAAAUGCUCGCUACCGAGAACACUUGAAUAGUUUGAACGUAGUGGCCGACAUUGACUUUAACAUUAAAAUACUGUCUAGCCGUACUUGGCCAUUCAAACAAGACUGCAGCAGCUUUUCACUGCCAUCAGAGCUUGAACUAUCGUAUCAACGAUUUAACGACUACUUCACAAGCGUCCAUUCGGGUCGCAAAUUGAAUUGGCUUUAUCUAAUGUGCCAAGGAGAAUUGGAGACCAAUUACUUCAAGAGCAGACAUAUCUUCCAGGCGAAUAUAUUUCAAAUGGCUGUUCUACUGCAGUUCAAUAAAAAAUUAAGAUUCUCAGUUCAACAAAUCGAACUUAACACCGGCAUUAAUCAAGUCCAACUGAUUGAAAUUAUCAAAAUUUUGCUAAAAUCAAAAAUUGUCGCGAGCUCCGAUGACGAAUCAAACAUAAGUAAUACGUCGGUUAUUGAAUUGUUUGCAGAAUAUAAAAACGAGAAGCUACGGAUUAACAUCGACAUACCAUUGAACAAUGAGCAGAAGUUUGAAGAGGAGAAUGCUACCCAAGCAAUUGAAGAAUACAGCAUAAUGAAAAUUCGAGCCGCUAUCCUUAGAAUCAUGAAAACAAGAAAAAUUUGUCAAUGCCAGCUGUUGGUGAGCGAGGUGAUAGUCACAUUGGCGCCACGAUUUAAGGCGAAGAUCCCGUUAAUCAUUAAAUGCAUCAAUAAACUCAUCCAGAUGGAAUACUUGCAGAGACACGGUCGUACUUACAGCUACUUAAUGUGAUUGAUUCAUUUACAUCCGAAAGCGCAGCGCGUGACUGUAAAUGAGUGCUUACCGGACCGGACGAUAAGAUAUAAAAUAUAAUGCGUAGGUACCUGCAGGAAAAUUGGAUUAUUCACUCUGGGGAUUAUAUCCCUCGCUAAAGCUCUGGAUACAAACCUACCCCUUGUGAGUAAGCAAUUUUUACCCGCAGGUACGUAACAUACUAUUACACUUCAUCAAUUAUUGAAAUAAAUUUUGGUUUUGAAAGA
Bradysia coprophila is the source of this 2169-nucleotide messenger RNA. RefSeq names its product cullin-1-like. Gene Ontology annotation, molecular function: ubiquitin protein ligase binding. The record is from RefSeq and is a predicted model, not a curated record. Gene Ontology annotation, biological process: ubiquitin-dependent protein catabolic process. NCBI's taxonomy places the organism in Eukaryota, Metazoa, Arthropoda, Insecta, Diptera, Sciaridae.